AGUCGUUACAUUGUCGUCUCCCCGUGACCAGCAUCCGAUUCAGAAUCGAGGAAAAUAAUAUUUACACGGUCGACCCAUUCAAGGAGACAAUAUGGUCUUCGUGUCCGAUUGCUGGCCGCUCGAGGCUUGCAUAGGCUGCUCAAUCCGUUAGGUACGAUAUCGGCCGGUCCCAUAGGUCCAUUUCUGGCCCCUUGACAAGACCCGCUUCAUCCAAGCCGCUCAUAAUAGGAGAGAAAUCAACCCCAAGUCCUCGAAAAUUUUGCGUACCUAGGCAGAUAAGAUGUUUUCUUGCCUUUGGCUUAAAAAUAUGGCGACGCCGAGACAGAGUAACGUAGAGCGUGGGAGAUGGCGUAUGAAAUGUCGGGACAGGCUCAGUCAACAUAUCGAGGAGAGGCUGGGCAUCAAUAUACCGCCCUCGCAAGUCAGGUUACAAUCGACUCGCAACGACGGAUAUGCCUGGCAAGUGCUUCCCGAGAAGCAACAUCUGUUUUCCAAGAAUCUUAGUGACCACUCCGUUGGAGCGUAUAGAGAUCUAUGCGAGGGAGUUGGCGUCACUUUCGAGGCAGUGCGGGCCACGCCCGAAUCAUACACCGGCCAGGGCGCAUUUAACCCUACGGAGCCCGCUCCUCCCAGUUUCGCCUCGCGAAUUAAUGAGCUCCAGGUCCAGAACGACUAUCUGAAUCAGCAGCUCAACUUCCUUAAGUUUCAGCUGGAAGCGGAAAUCAAGCUGCGACUCGACGUCGAGGAAAGGCAGAAGUCGGCCGACGAGAGAUUUAAUCACAUGCGGGAGAAGUUCGACGCUGCGACCCGCCGAGAGGGCCAUUUUCGAAGCCUGGCAUUAAGGUACUCUCAAGGCUUUUCCAAGAUGAUACCAAUCAUAAAUAAUCUGCAAGAGGACCCCGGGAUCACAGAAGAGGGAUACUUAUGAAUAUAUGUAGAAUGCUUCAGAACUUUACUUUUUAUGCUUCGGCAGCAGCCAUUUGGUAUUGGCUUUCCUUACAGUUCGUUGGUUCUUGUUCUUUCUCAUGUAGCAGGCAAUUAAAAGCCGUAAAUUCCCCAUUCUCCACAAAAGAGCCUAUUCCGGUAAUUCUUAUCCCAGAGCAAGUCGGUGAUAAUAACCCUUCGUAAACUCAGGGCAUAUAAGUGGGAAAGAGGUGUUAUGUGGCUUGUAAGCUUGUUCGAGAUAUUGUCUUGACCCAACUCGACCAGAUUAGGCAACUACAGGUAACCAGAUGUAACAGAAG
Molecule: messenger RNA, 1244 nt
Organism: Daldinia caldariorum
Lineage: Eukaryota; Fungi; Ascomycota; Sordariomycetes; Xylariales; Hypoxylaceae
Exons: 3
Coding region: 281-928 (215 amino acids)
Source: RefSeq, a predicted model, not a curated record